Astyanax mexicanus (Mexican tetra) is the source of this 1089-nucleotide messenger RNA. It is a transcript of the gene cmtm8b, whose product is annotated as CKLF-like MARVEL transmembrane domain containing 8b. Gene Ontology annotation, molecular function: structural constituent of myelin sheath. Gene Ontology annotation, biological process: myelination. The transcript is spliced from 6 exons. NCBI's taxonomy places the organism in Eukaryota, Metazoa, Chordata, Actinopteri, Characiformes, Acestrorhamphidae. The coding region runs from base 325 to 861 and encodes 178 amino acids. The record is from RefSeq and is a predicted model, not a curated record. Gene Ontology annotation, cellular component: membrane.
GUGAAGCGCGGAGGUUUGGUGGGCGAAUGCAGCAAACAAAAUAUGUGUUUUAGACAGACCUAAACAUAAAUAUUAGUAUGAGUGUUACUUUCGAAGAGCAGACUUGGCGGUUUGGAGUGGUGAGGAACUUUUUACAGUCCUCCUUUUCCACUACAGCAACACAACAGCCAGUAUAAUAACAUGCAAACAUAGUUGAGAGAUGACUGAACCCUAUUUGCAUGGCAGAGCGUGUGUUAGUCCCUUUAAGAGGCAGAAGCAACAUGGCAAGCCCUCAUCACCAGCACUACAUUUGUGAGUGUGACGGGCUGGUGUGUCUCGGUCAGGAUGGAGGAAGAGCCGGAGGCCAGCACAGCGGACAGAGUGAACAGAGCGAGGAAAAAAAGCUCCAGUUUGGAGAGUGGAGGACUGUCUCACUCCACUUUGGCUUAUGACAGGAGUUUCAUCUGCUCUGCUUCUGGCCUGCUUAUGUUUGCAGAAACAGUGUGUGGACUGUUGGUGUGGACUCUUCUGGGUGGGACUGAGUAUGUGCAUGUGCCUGGCCUGGGCUGGGUGAUGUUUGUGUCAGUGGUCUGCUGGGUGCUGACGCUCUGCCUUUUUAUACUGUAUCUUACCACAGCUUACACCAAGAUACCACAGAUCCCCUGGACACUGCUUGGGCUGUGCUUUAAUAGCAGUGCUGCUGUCCUUUAUAUGACAGCUGCAGUGAUAAAUGCUGCUUCUCUAACUCAAGCCAUGAGGGGGCGCUACUACUACAUUAGCUGGAUGGCUUCCACGGUAUUUGCCUUCUUAGUCGUGCUUUGUUAUACAGCAAAUGCGUAUGUGAGCUACAGAUCCUGGAGAUCAAAAAGUGAAGAUGCCUGAAACAUAUUUAGAAACUGGUUUUGUGAGCCUAAAGCACUUUUCUAAGACUUUGAAAUGCAUGUGCUAUGUUGAAAUUGUAGCAGAAGAUUUCUGUUCUGAGUGUUUUUUUUUACUGACAGUAUUUUUAUACAGUAUAUUUUGUAUUAGUACACUAUUCUUGUAAAUACGUUUUAUUUGUGUAUGUUGGAAGUGAUGUGCAGCUGUGUGAUUAAACUAAAACUGAAAGCU